AUGAAAAUAGACGGUAAGCGUCAAUUAGAAGAUAUGAGAGAAGAACGUGAUUCUUGGAUGGAACGAGUAACUUCUAACGUAGCCGAUAAUUAUUUUAACGAAAGUCGACUUGACCUUUUAAAUGGAAAUAUUUUGUUGGAAGAUAUUUACAGUCAUCUGACCUUGUCAAAAAAAUGA
Molecule: messenger RNA, 177 nt
Organism: Dentiscutata heterogama
Lineage: Eukaryota; Fungi; Glomeromycota; Glomeromycetes; Diversisporales; Gigasporaceae
Source: the annotation of a GenBank genome assembly